AUGGCCCGACCAUUAGCCUCAGCCUCAAAUCUUACGGUUCGCUUAAAAUUAGAUGAAGAGUCAUCAAAUUGCUGGGACUCAUUGAUUCAACUUCAAGCAUGCACUGGGGAGAUUAUUCUUUUCUUCCUUAAUGGGGAGACUCAACUAGGCCGUAGCUGUUGCCAGGCACUGCAGACAAUUGGUAAACAUUGCUGGCCUAACAUGAUCGAUACACUCGGGUUUACCACUGAAGAGGGUCAAGUACUUGAAGGCUAUUGUGAUAAAGCUGCUGAUUCCACUACUCCAUCUGCACCAUCUGUGAUUAAGCUGAAGAGGGAAUUUCACAAAUUAAGCCAAAUUGAGUUAGCGGUUAGUGCUAAAUGGACUUCAUAA
This is a messenger RNA of Dovyalis caffra, 372 nucleotides long. NCBI's taxonomy places the organism in Eukaryota, Viridiplantae, Streptophyta, Magnoliopsida, Malpighiales, Salicaceae. The record is from the annotation of a GenBank genome assembly.